GAGGAGGAAAAUCGUUAAAGGCCCGAUCAAAUUCGGCUCACAGAGGAUAAAGAUUGGUUGAGUACAAGUUCUGCACGCUAGAAGGUAAAGCAUAAGCAUAAAAUUUACAGAAAUUCUGAAAAUCGAAGCCAAACAGUUUCGUAAUUAACAGCUAACCUCCAUCUCCUCAUGCUAAAAGACGCUUCACAACUACAGAACCCAAAAGCUGAGUCUUCGUCUUGCUUUCUCUGUCUCCUAACAUCGAUCUCUCGACUUUUAUCAAUAUAUUUUUAUGGGUGAACCCAAACCCGAACCGAAACCCGAGAUCCAAACAGCUUCGUCGAACAACAAGUCGACAAAGAUACGAAAGAGAUGCUAAAGAGUCCACGAAAAGCCACCAUGCAGAUUACCAGAUGGGUUUCGGAUCUUGAUUGGCGUCUCCUUUUGUUGAUAAUCCCUUCUUUAUCUGUUAUCGUGUUUUUUUCUUUAUCUUCUACAUCUAUCGACUCGUCUUCUUCUCUCCGAUAUUUUAUUUUCAACCAUACCUUCCCCAGUUUUAAUUCAUACGAUGUCGUGAAUUCGCCGCCUAGUGGGGUGCAGAAUCGGAGUAAAUCGGCUGUGGCUCAGCGGAAAGAUGAGUUGCUUCGGUCGAGAAUGGCUGUGUGUUUGGUGGGUGGAGCCAGAAGGUUCGAACUCACUGGACCGUCGAUAGUGGAAAAUGUUCUCCAAGUCUAUCCGAACGCCGACCUGUUUUUGCACAGUCCGAUGGAUAAAAAUGCUUACAAGUUUUCAUUGUUGAAGCUGGCGCCCAGACUGGCAUCGGUUCGAAUCUUCAAACCCAAACCCCUGAAUGAGACUCAAUCUCAAGUCCGAGUACUCACCGCCUCCAACUCACCUAAUGGCAUCCAGGGUCUGCUGCAAUACUUCAAUUUGGUAGAAGGAUGCCUACAAAUGAUCGAGGCGUAUCAAAAAAGGAAAAAAUUCACAUACGAUUGGAUAGUCCGAACCCGAGUUGACGGAUACUGGAACGCCCCGUUGGGACCCGUGAAUUUUAUUCCGGGUCGAUACCUUGUCCCACCCGGAUCUGACUACGGUGGAAUCAACGACCGACUCGGGAUUGGCGAUUUGAACACCUCAAGAGUUGCACUCGCACGCCUCUCUCUUAUCCCUAAACUUGACACAGCCGGGUUUCAGCAACUCAACUCGGAGACUGCAUUCAAAGCCCAACUCACCACCCAACGUGUGCCUUACGUCAGAAAACGGGUUCCGUUUUGUAUCGUAACGGAUAGGAGAUACGCGUUCCCGCCGUAUCGGUAUGGCGUGCCCGUGGCUGCGCUGUCGAGUCCGGGUCCAUUGAGUGGGGCCAAGUGCAGACCGUGCACAGCCGCUUGUCAAGGCCAGUGCGUGGCGGCUGUAAUGCGAUCGCUCAAUAAAGGAUGGAGCUGGACGGAUUGGGAGAACGGGAGCCUUGCGUUGUGUAACGCCCGUGGCGAGUGGGAGAGAGGUUGGGAGAAGAUUUUUGAUAAUGUUGGUGGGAAUAGAUUUGCGUCCGUGAGGAAAAGAUUUGCAGAGUUGAAAAAGAAAGAAUGUAUUGAUGAUUUCAACGCGAUGAAGAAACGGGUUUUCAGCUGGGAGGCUCCGCCGCCGGAGGACAUAUGUGCGCUUGGGUUAGGAGCUUAGAGACCAUGAGGAUCUUUCGUGAAAAGUGAUAACUAUAGGGGUGUUUUGGAGUUUAUCAGAAAUUUAGUUGUUCAUUUUAUACCAAUAUACCUUUUAGUAUUUUUAAUGUAUACCGGAGCGAAAUACAACUUUAUCUUAAAAAAAAUAAGAUUAAUUUUAUAAAAAUAAAUUAAAAAUUCAUCUACGGAAAAUGUCAUCUGGAUUGUAUCAAUGUAUAAUUCAAUUUUAGUCGAAAGCUUAAAGCGUAUCAUUUUGGUUUU
This is a messenger RNA of Mangifera indica (mango), 1919 nucleotides long. RefSeq lists its product as uncharacterized. The coding region runs from base 352 to 1659 and encodes 435 amino acids. The record is from RefSeq and is a predicted model, not a curated record. The transcript is spliced from 2 exons. NCBI's taxonomy places the organism in Eukaryota, Viridiplantae, Streptophyta, Magnoliopsida, Sapindales, Anacardiaceae.